Molecule: messenger RNA, 8413 nt
Organism: Nerophis lumbriciformis (worm pipefish)
Lineage: Eukaryota; Metazoa; Chordata; Actinopteri; Syngnathiformes; Syngnathidae
Product: zinc finger MIZ domain-containing protein 1-like
Biological process (GO): protein sumoylation; regulation of transcription by RNA polymerase II
Cellular component (GO): chromatin
Molecular function (GO): SUMO ligase activity; zinc ion binding
Source: RefSeq, a predicted model, not a curated record
UAUACUCGCCCGCUGACGUUGAGCCGUUCGCGGGGAACCAUAUUUAAAAACAACAAGAGGCGACAAUUAGCGAGGACUUUCUCCGCUUCUCCCCCCAAGCCGGUGAGUAGCCGCGAACUUAACCGUCGGUCGCGACCAUCGAGGCGGCGGAGACGCUGGCUGGUCUCGGUGCAGAAAACGUCGGAGUGCUGGGGUGUUUCUCCUCCUGCAGUGUGGAUGGGUGGGGGGGUCAUCCGAGGAGAAGAACCGAGGAUUAACUUCGAAACACAGAGCGCUGCAGUUUAAUGGCUGGCAGGUAGGGGCCAAAGAGGGACAAACAACAUGAACUCCAUUCCGUCCAUGGACAGACACAUCCAGCAGACCAAUGACCGGCUGCAGUGUAUCAAACAGCACUUACAAAAUCCAGCAAAUUUCCAAACGGCCGCCACCGAGCUGUUGGACUGGUGCGGCGACCCCCGAGCCUUCCAGCGCCCUUUCGAGCAAAGCCUGAUGGGAUGUCUAACGGUGGUCAGCCGGGUCGCAGCGCAGCAAGGCUUCGACUUGGACCUGGGCUACCGACUCCUGGCGGUGUGCGCUGCCAAUCGCGACAAGUUCACCCCAAAAUCGGCAGCACUUCUGUCGUCCUGGUGCGAGGAACUGGGACGCCUCCUCCUCCUCCGUCAUCAGAAGAACCGGCAGAACGAGCCACCGGGGAAAGUGCCCAUGCAGCCCCCCAUGAGCUCUAUGAAGCCCGGCCUCUCACAUGGAGAUGGGUCUUUUCCUUAUGACUCGGUCCCCUGGCAACAGAACACCAACCAACCUCCGGGCUCGCUCUCCGUGGUGACCACGGUCUGGGGUGUCACCAACACCUCACAGAGUCAGGUUUUGGGGAACCCCAUGACCAACAACAACAACCCCAUGAACCCAGGAGGUAACCCAAUGGGUUCAGGGAUGUCAGGUAACAAUCCAGGGAUGAACCCGUCGCAGUUCCCCGGUCCUCAGCAGCAGUUCCCCAACAAAGGCAACCCAAACCAGGGUUACAUGCAACAGGGCAUGUACGGGCGCCCUAACUACGCCGGCGGAGGAGGCUUUGGUGGAAAUUACCCUGGGGGCCCUAAUGCUGGACCUGGAGGCAUGGGCAUCCCUCCACACUCCCGUCCACCGUCGGACUUCACCCAGCCAGCAGCUGCUGCCGCGGCUGCCGCUGUAGCUGCCGCUGCCGCCACGGCGACCGCCACUGCCACCGCCACGGUUGCCGCUCUGCAGGAAACUCAGAACAAGGACAUGAAUCAAUACGGACCAAUGAGUUCCUCUUUCCAGAUGGGACCAAACCAAGCAUACAAUAGCCAGUUCAUGAACCAGCCAGGACCCCGUGGACCCCAAUCUCUCUCUGGUAACAUGGGCUCAGGCAUGAAUGCAUCCAAUAUGAGUGGACCCCCAAUGGGGAUGAACCAGCCCAGGGGCCAAAGCAUGGGACCCUUCGGGGGCCAUGGUCAAAGAAUGCCCCAGCAAGGGUAUGCUGGACCCCGGCCACAGGGCAUGGUUAUGCAGGGCAUGAAGAGGCCAUAUCCAGGGGAGCCAAACUAUGGGGGGCAGCAGUAUGGACCAAACAACCAAUUCCCCAACCAGCAGGGCCAGUACCCGACACCCAACGCUUCUAGGCCGCUGCCGUCCAGCAACUACCCCGGUCAACGGAUGCCUGGACAGCAGCUCCAGUCGCAGUAUCCACCACCCAGCGGUCCUAUGGGACAGUAUUAUAAGCAAGAGCCACCUUUUAACGGCCAAACCAACAACUUCUCUGGGAGUGGUUACCAGUACAGCCAGGGGAAUAUGAAUGGGCCACCCAGACCCAUGGGCAACUACCCCCACUCUCCAGUGCCGGGCAACCCCACCCCUCCAAUGACCCCAGGAAGUAACAUCCCUCCGUACCUAUCACCCAAUCCGGACGUGAAACCACCAUUCCCUCCUGACAUCAAGCCAAAUAUGUCCGCUCUUCCUCCACCACCAGCCAAUCACAACGAGGAGUUGCGCCUCACCUUCCCAGUGCGUGACGGCGUGGUCUUGGAGCCCUUCAGGCUAGAGCACAAUCUGGCUGUCAGCAAUCAUGUCUUCCACUUACGGCCCUCAGUGCACCAGACUCUUAUGUGGAGGUCGGACCUCGAGCUGCAAUUCAAGUGUUACCACCACGAGGAUCGCCAAAUGAACACCAACUGGCCGGCGUCGGUACAAGUGAGCGUCAACGCCACACCUCUCACCAUCGAGCGGGGGGACAACAAGACGUCCCACAAGCCCUUGCACCUGAAGCACGUCUGCCAGCCGGGCAGGAACACCAUCCAGAUCACGGUCACCGCCUGCUGCUGUUCCCACUUGUUCGUGCUGCAGCUGGUCCACAGGCCGUCGGUCCGGUCCGUCCUCCAGGGUUUACUGAAGAAGAGGCUCCUACCCGCCGAGCACUGCAUCACCAAAGUCAAGAGGAACUUCAGCAGCGUAGCAGCAUCCUCGGGCAACGCCGCCCUCAACGGCGAGGACGGCGUUGAGCAGACGGCGAUCAAGGUGUCCCUCAAGUGUCCCAUCACCUUCCGGCGAAUACAGCUCCCCGCAAGAGGUCACGACUGCAAGCAUGUGCAGUGUUUCGACUUGGAGUCGUACCUGCAACUGAACUGCGAGCGAGGCACAUGGCGAUGUCCUGUAUGCAAUAAAACAGCUUUGUUAGAAGGCCUGGAGGUGGAUCAGUACAUGUGGGGCAUCUUGAACGCCAUCCAAAACUCGGAGUUCGAAGAGGUGACGAUCGACCCGACGUGUAGCUGGCGGCCGGUGGCCAUCAAAUCAGAAAUCCACAUCAAGGAGGACCCUGAUGGUCCUCUAGCCAAGAGGUUUAAGACCAUGAGCCCCAGUCAGAUGAUCAUGCCCAACGUGAUGGAAAUGAUCGCCCAGCUCGGCCCCGGACCUUCGCCAUACUCGUCUCAUCAGGGCGGCAACAACAGCGAAUACGGCGGUCAAGGCAACAGUUACCAUGGCCAGGGCAACUUUGACUUCCCUCACGGCACGCCGGGCGGGACGUCGAUGAACGACUUCAUGCACGGCCCCCAGCUGUCCCACCCGCCCGACAUGCCCAAUAGUCUCAUGACGCAAGACAAGCCUCUUUCGCACAACAUGGCCGACUCGAUACCUCACUCUUCCGGCAAUGAGCAGUCACAUGGUCCAUUGCAGCAGAGCUUACAUGGGUCGCCACACCCGGCGAGCCAACACCACAGCGGACCCCCGCCCCCCUCGCGACAAGCUCCGCCCCCUCCUCCUCAGCAGCAACAGCAGCAGCCCGGCUCCAACAGCCACCCCCAUAGCGACCUGACCUUUAACCCCUCCAGUUUGGACAGCCAAGCCGGCUCGGACAUGCCGGAACCUUCUUUAGACCUUCUUCCAGAGUUGGCCAACCCUGACGAGCUCUUGUCCUACCUGGACCCUCCGGACCUCCCCAGCAAUAGUAAUGACGACCUCCUGUCGCUGUUUGAAAACAACUGAGGCGUGCACCGGGGGCGUGGACUUUAUAGCGCCCGGACGCCGCUCUGUACUUGACGAACACAAAGAUGCACUCCCCCUUCUCUUCUUCCUCUUGUACAGUUUUACUUGGGAACACAAAAAGACACGUCGGGAAGUCCUUUCGAACUGUGCAGCUAAAAAUCACCCGUUGUUUUGAACGCCACGCAAACACUUGUAGCAUUUUCACUCGGCUGGAGAGAUCCGCCAUGUUGUCGUUGUUCCGUGGGGAGAGGCCACCACACAUCAUUUAAUAGCACAGGAGAUCCACGCCACGCAAAACAAACAAUGAAGAUGAAUAACUUUCGAUUCAUAAAUGUUCCUUUUUACUACAAUUGUGAUAUUUUUGUUAAAAACUGUUUCAUAUGUUUCUACAAAGUCAUGAAUCGUUAGGGAUUAGGGAUGGGCAUAUUGAUAUUUUAUAGGGCUGCAACUAAUUUGAUAAUCGAUUAAACUGUCGAUUAUUACUUUGAUUAAUCAAUUAAUAAUCGGAUAAAAAAGACAAACUACAUUUCUAUCCUUUCCAGUAUUUUAUUGGGAAAAAAACAGCAUACUGGCACCAUACUGAUUUUGAUUAUUGUUUCUCAGCUGUUUGUAAAUGUUGCGGUUUAUAAAUAAAGGUUUAUAAAAAAAUAAAAAAUAAAAUAAAAAGCCUCUGUGCAUGCGCAUAGCAUAGAUCAAACGAAUCGAUGACUAAAUUAAUCGGCAACUAUUUUUAUAAUCGAUUUCAAUCAAUUUAAUUGAUUAGUUGUUGCAGCCCUAAUAUUUUAUUUAAUCCAAUAAUUUAAGCAUUUUAUUAUUACAAUUACUGUUGUAAAAAAAAACAAAAAACUAUAAAAUAUGUAUCUUGAUUUAAAAGUUAAAAUUUUUAUUUUUAGACGGCAAAAAAUACUAACUUGAUUUUUUCUUUAAUUAAACAAACUAAAGCAGUUAAUUUAUUUGCUUACUUUAGCAUGUGAGCAUUUUCUUGCCACCUUUUAUUCAUUUAUUUUAUUAUCAUGGCCGCAAUUCUCUUUUGCAGUGUUCUAAUUUAAGACCAACUUACCGCAUUUUUCGGAGUAUAAGUCGCACCGCAGUAUAAAUCGCACCUGCCGAAAAUGCAUAAUAAAGAAGGAAAAAAACUUAUAUAAGUCGCACUGGAGUAUAAGUCGCAUUUUUUGGGCCAAAUUUAUUUGAUAAAACCCAACACCAAGAAUAGACAUUUGAAAGGCAAUUUAAAAUAAAUAAAGAAUAGUGAACAACAGGCUGAAUAAGUGUACGUUAUAUGAGGCAUAAAUAACCAACUGAGAACGUGCCUGGUAUGUUAAGGUAACAUAUUAUGGUAAGAGUCAUUCAAAUAACUAUAACAUAUAGAACAUGCUAUACGUUUACCAAACAAUCUGUCGCUCCUAAUCGCUAAAUACCAUGAAAUCUUAUACGUCUAGUCUCAUACGUAAAUGAGCUAAAUAAUAUUAUUUUAUAUUUUACGGUAAUAUGUUAAUAAUUUCACACAUAAGUCGCUCCUGAGUAUAAGUCGCACCCCCGGCCAAACUAUGAAAAAAACUGCGACUUAUAGUCCGAAAAAUACGGUACUUACUACAACGACAAAGUAUGGACACCACAGACUGGCCACUUUAGCUCUUAAAAUAAAUGUUAUCACGUGUAUACCGUAUUUUCCGGGCAAUAGAGCACACCGGUAGUUAAGCCACACGCACCAAAUUUUAGAACAAAAAAAUAUUUGUACAAAUUAACCGCAUCGGACUAUAAGCCGCAGAUAUAAACCGGUAGAUUUUGUAAAUGUUUAUUUACAUACGUUAAUUGUUUCCAAACAGUGCCUGUAACACGGCAGUAAAACGGCUGAUCAAACAAAACAGAAGUCACCGUCACCAGCUGCGGAAGCAGGCUCUCCAAUCAUUUAAACAGACUCAAUAAUUUCACAGUGAUUUCUACCAUGAAUUGAUUAACGUGGACCCCGACUUAAACAAGUUGAAAAACUUAUUCGGGUGUUACCAUUUAGUGGUCAAUUGUACGGAAUAUGUACUGUACUGUGCAAUCUACAAAUAAAAGUCUCAAUCAAUCGAUCAAACGUUUUGAUCAAAUUACAAAACUGAAACAAUACAAAAAGAAUGCCGCCAUAAGUUAAUAAUACUAACACAGAUAAAUGUGUUAGCAUAUUCGCUAAUGCUAACGACGCUAGCUUGAUUACAUUAUGAUAGCGCGUACACAUAUGCAUGAAAACACUCCUACAGACAUCACACAUGGGACGGUUUAGUAAUUAUGUAUUGUUUUAGUUACAUUGUAAAACUAACAAACGUUGCUUGGAGUGAUGAAGGAAGAAUCUUUUCGAGCAGGAACGAUAUGGACGGUUAUAAUUCCGGUUCAAGGCACGAAACGGGAAGUAGAUUUUCAACCUGCACCACCUGCAUUGAGUGAACCCGUCCAAAAGAUGGCGUCAGAGCACAAACAAUAACCCACCUUUUCAGUGUCUCUGUCGGUGUAAUAUGAAAACUAUUUGUUGAAUACAAAACAUUAUGGCCGGUAGCCUAGAAAAAUCUAUAAAUUAGCCGCAGGGUUCAAAGCAUGUGGAAAAAGUAUAGUCCGGGAAAUACAGUAAUCAAGCCUAGAUUAAGCCAAGAUCCCUUUGAAAGGUGUCAAAUAUGCCAUUUAUUUACAAGUGUGUGAAAAUAUAUGUAAUAUUUAUCAUCACAAACUAGGGGAGCACAAAAAACUCACUCAUUUGAACAGUGAUUCUUAUUCAUUCUGAUUUUAAAUCGAUUCAAAAUUUUCAAAAAUCGAUAAAAGACCUAAUAAUGAUAAUGUUUCAGGCUAUUUCCAUGCAACCAGAAGGAGCUUUUCUAAAUUGUAACCCGUUUUCAAAAAGUUUCAUUAUAAUUAUUAUACCAAUUAAUACAUUGCGAGAAUCGGUUUAUAUCAAAAAUCAUGUUGAAUUGAGAAUCGAUUCUGAAUCAAAUCACCACCCCAGGAAUCGUAAUCGGAUCAUUAGGUGCCCAAAGAUUUACACCCAUAUCACAAACAGUUAAAAUGUUGAAUAUUUAAUAUUAAUAUUCUAACACAUUGUCUUUUGAGACUUUUUAAUGUCUUUCCCAGCUUUACAAUAACAAUUUAGUAAGGGAAAAAAUCUGCUCAUGCUUGUAGAAAUGUUUUAAUGCAAGCCGUGUGUAUAAUUGUAUUUCAUAUUUAAUAUACCGGUAUGCUAAAUUGUGUACAUGUUAGAUGACACAAGGAAGUGGCAUUAACACACAUUUAAAUAUACAACCUAGAGUGGAGAUUAUGAAAGAAGGCUUUGGAACAAUAAAAAAGUGUGCAUUUAUAUAAAAAUGUACAAUAUUAUGAAAGAUAAUCUUUUUUUUUUUUAAUGAGUAAAAUGUGUGAAUAUUUCUAAUUAAAAUAUUGAACAAAUUGUCAAAAAUAGAUACUCACGAGUAACAAAUGGGUAGUAUAAAUAAUUUGGCCUUGUAAUGAAUUUGCAUUAUCUUUUUCUACCAUUUAAAAAUAUUAUUUAAAGAAUGAUAUACAAAAAUUGCACUCAUUUGGCUGGUAAUUAAUGAAAGACAAUGAAUCAAAUGCCCAUCCCUUGUCUUUAUCUCUGUUUUCCGCUACUUUUUUUCUUCAUUUUUGUGCAAAACUGUUCUCUAUCACCCUCUUAAAUGAUGUGCAAAGUGUGCCAACUAGUACAUUUCUACGCUAUAUGUUUUUAUUUUAUGAUUUCAUUCAAAACGCCAACGUAGAUGCUCUUCUCAGUAAGCUCAUCAUUUUUACUGGAUUUUUGUUUUCUACGUUCUGUUGCAUCUGCUGCCUCAUUACACAAUUUAUUUUUGGGAAACGGCUCACCAAAGUUGGACAAAUGAAGAUGGAUAAUGCGUGCGUGUGUGUGGGUGUGUGUGUGUGUGUGUGUGUGUGUGUGUGUGUGGGUGUGUUUGUGAGCGAAGGUCCUAUUUGACAGUUAAUCAUAAAACGCAGUAUCGUUGCCACAUUUCCUUUUCUCUUUAAUGAUAACGCUGUUCCAGUAUGCAAAUGUAUUAUUUUCUAAGAAAUGCUAUUGUACUGUAAAUAUAAUAAUCAUUGUGAAUAUUUUUCUAUUAUUUCCUCGCAUCGCCGCGUUUUCUGUUCCCGAACUGACCUCCGCCGCCGCCGCCGCCGCCUUUGUGUACGCGUCACGUGACCAGCCCACAUGUCUAAGUUAUUUGCACGUGUUGAUUUUUAUUUUUAUUUUAACCAUCAUCAUGUAUGUUCUUUUCCCAUCUCUCCUUUAUUAUUUGUUUGCAUUUUGUUUCAAGAUGUUUGUAAUUGCGCUGGCUUAUGAGUGUAAUGUGAAUAUCAUUUUUUUCAAAGAUACCUACAGUAUAUCACAAAAGUCAUGAUAUUGUUUAUAUUUUUCUUCUUUUUUUUUUUAAUCUGGCUUUUUUUUUUAAACCCACAUGACGGUAUAUUUGAAUCCCUCUUUUUUUGUAAUUUAUUUUAUACUGUUUUAUUCUUAUUAAUAAUACUCUGUAAGGCUAGAAAUCCAAUGUCUCUCACUGUAGCAUGGCGCUAAUAAUUGUAAGCGUUCCAGUUCAACACACUGACAUGUUUCAAUCAGUGACAAAACACUGCCACAUUAUUAAUAUUUUUUACUUUCAAAUGAUGUUUUUUUUCAUACAAGUGAGCCACUUUUAGUGUGUUAGGGCAGCACCCUCAAUCUGUAGUUGCACAAUCACACGAAAAGACUCACAUCUCUUGUCGGAAUAAAAUAUAGAAAAUCGAGUGAAAUAACGUUAAGGGUGGUCACGUGUCCUAAGGAUGUGUGUAUAUAUGUACAAUGAAUAUAGAGACAUGUGGACAGAAAUGUAUUCAUGUUCCCUGGGAAUGUGCAUUGUUUCCUCAGAUUAAUAAUAAAAAAAACAAGCUUGCAAACCUCUCU